Molecule: messenger RNA, 369 nt
Organism: Cephus cinctus (wheat stem sawfly)
Lineage: Eukaryota; Metazoa; Arthropoda; Insecta; Hymenoptera; Cephidae
Exons: 2
Source: RefSeq, a predicted model, not a curated record
AUGAACACUAAAUCAAAAUUCGGUAUGGGUAUCACGAAAAAGAAGAAGAACCCUAAGAAGAAGAUAACGCUGAGAAAAGUUAUCGAAGCAGCCAAACGAUCGAUGACACAAAGCAACGAUGCACAGGCAGUAAUUCAGUCUGCUCUUAAGGGUGCGCAAACAGUUGUCAAGCAGGCUGGUGGAAAGAAGAAUAUACGUGCACCACGUGUUCUACCCGUACCAUUCAAAGUUGGAGGUUUCCUGCCGUUUCUCGUCCCUAUGUUUGCGGGUCUGAGCGCUGCCUGAGCGUUAGCAGGAGGCAAAGGACUGUACUUGAAACCCUACAAGAAGGGACUGGGCAUUCAUCUAAAGCCAAAAAACUUGAAGUGA